ACAGAUAUCUGCAACAUGUUUCAAUUUCAAUAUUGAUAACAUUGUUACCUUAAAAACAUAGAGGUUAUAUAAAGAAAUUAAAAGACCACCUUGAAACUUCAUCAACGAUAAAAGGAAUGGUCAAGUGAAAAAGAAGUUUGUUCGAAUGUUUUUUACGAAGCUAAAAGCUUUUCAGUGGUAUGGAUACUAAUUACAGAGUAAAUAUCGGCAAGUGGCUGCCAUUUCCUGGCAUCAUUCUCGAGAAAUGGUUCGCUGAAUCAUUGGCGCUCACCGUGAGAAUGGGCAAGCUUGUGGAAUGCAUAGCUUUAAUCAUCCAGGACAUUACAGACGCACAGGCUUGUGAUCUAGAGGCGUACAAGGGUGUCGCGAACGAUCUGGAGGAUGUGAUGAAGGAAUACAAAUCAAUUUGUAACGUGACUCUGAGCACACAUCCGAUAUACAAGUUCAAAAUGCGUCAUUUUUUGAUACAACUGAAGCGUAAGAUGAAUACGCUCGCGAGAUUUGUUAAAAAUUUGAUCAACGAAAUCGUUGACUGUAACAGCGACGAACUACUCACAGUGAUUUUCAGAUUAGUGAACAUUUAUAACGAUAUCUUGGACAUGGAUAUCGAUGUCUCCGAUUCAUCGACGAAUGUAUUUUACAACGAUUGUCCAUACAUGUUGGAACCAUUGAAGAAAAUGUCUGUCACUCGAAUAUUACAGAUGUUAGCGAAAAAUAGAGCAGAGGAAUUCUGCCACGAGCUCAUCGAUUGUUUGCUAGCAAACUACGAACCUCGUGAGAAAACCGAUCCUCCAUCAGCAAUGUCCGCGGACGUGGAUGUUUCAGAGAACUCGAGCAUCGAGAUUUAUCGAGCCCUCACGAGACACUUAACUCCGCCGACUGAAAUCUCCUCGUCGAGAGCCGACAUGGAGGUGUCGAACAUCGAGAACAUUCAGACCCUGGUUAAUACUCAGAACGAGCAAGUCUUUCGACUAUUGAAAAUCGUGCAAGAAGUUUCACCUCGAUUAUUAGGCGCCGAUGCGUUGAAGACAGUCAAAGGUGAAACAAGACUUAGGGGUAGCGCGAUGAAGAAAGUGAAGAAUUAUUACCAGGAAGUUGCAUGGGGUGCUUUAUCAGGAAUUCUGGAUCACGUUGUUCUCUGGUGGUCCCGGGAAGCACUUGCCACUCGCCAUAGUCAUGGAGCACAGCAGCUGAAGGAUUGGCUCAGUCAUUUUGUCCAAAGGAACCACGUACCAGAGACGGUGAGACCAGCUCUGCAAAAUCUCUGCGACGCCCUUGGCUACCAUGCGACCAUCACCGAAUGGGACCAUCUCUUCAGGCUGGCUUACACGUCGGCUUUUCAGUACCAAUCGAAAGCCUCGUCUACCGAGGGUACCAACACGGGACAGAUGUUCGUUGAGUUGUUCCAGUUGCUCGUUCGACUGAGCAACGAAUGUGAGGCAGGCGGUGAAUGGGUAAUCGGAGCACCGUUGAUGGAAUUGCCACUUUCGGAACAGAUUGUCGUUCUUCAUCGAUUGGAUCAUUCGGUUCACACUGUUAGACUAUGGAUCGUUCAGGAAUCGAAAAUCAUAGCCCAUACGUGGGAACUGGAUGUGUUCUUCCUGUUGGUCAAAGGUGACAUAGAGAAUUGCCUUGAAGAGCUUUCUUAUUUGAAGCUUGCUGAUCAUGCCAGCACGCUCUCAAUUGACUCUGUUAGCGUUCAGGUAUAUGUCUGCGCAAAAAUGAGAGCAAAAAUCGUGUCAGAAGUGAACGUUAAUAUAGAGUUACUUCAGAAGUGUUCUAUACAGUGUAUAGAUAUUCUAGCGAAAAUCUGUCGGGUGACCAGUCUGGCGAAUUUGCAUAUGUGUUUUCCACCAUCAAAUUACUGGAGAAAAGGAAGCGACGAAGCUCCAGCGGCAGCUAGUCCCUAUGUGGAACCUUAUUUUGAAAAGGUGUUACUUCCGGUGUUGGAAGUUAUCGAAGACUCCGAUACGUCCAAUAUGAUUCUUAGAAUUAUGUGCGAAGCGUGGCUCGAUUAUAUUUAUCUGCAUCGAAUUAAAUUUAGCGAAUACGGGGCGCUGCAAUUACUCACGGACUUUGCAUACGUGUCGAAGUGGGUCUCGAAUUGCUCGAUCAUUUCUCAAAACGUACGGAAUCAUUUGUUGAAGAACGAGGUACUUCGACGUUGCGAGGGAGUGGGUCGACUCCUUCUGCGACAUCCUGGCGAGGCGAUAUCGAUGCGCAAACGAUUGACGAGAACGAACGAACGAGGAUCGCCGGAAUCGCCAGGAUUGGAACGUAUGCCGGCGGAAAUGUACGUUCCGAAUCAGAAACAGUGGCUGGAACUUCGGGCCUCGAAAAUAUACAAUUUUUGUUGCAUCAAAUGAUCAAUUCUUAACAAAUGUAAUGGUCAAAAUUAUUUAGACGUUAUAGUAAUUAUAUUAUUAUUCAAUAAACUGAUUUGUUAACCAAUCGCAA
This is a messenger RNA of Osmia bicornis bicornis, 2457 nucleotides long. RefSeq names its product coiled-coil domain-containing protein 142. Bases 180 to 2366 code for a protein of 728 amino acids. Lineage: Eukaryota; Metazoa; Arthropoda; Insecta; Hymenoptera; Megachilidae. The transcript is spliced from 13 exons. The record is from RefSeq and is a predicted model, not a curated record.